This is a messenger RNA of Staurois parvus, 336 nucleotides long. Lineage: Eukaryota; Metazoa; Chordata; Amphibia; Anura; Ranidae. The record is from the annotation of a GenBank genome assembly.
GUGGGCACAGGUGGGUGGCACUGGUGGGCACAGGUGGGUGGCACUGGUGGGCACAGGUGGGUGGCACUGCUGGGCACAGGUAGGUGGCACUUCUGGGCACAGGUGGGUGCACUGCUGGGCACAGGUGGGUGCACUGCUGGGCACAGGUGGGUGCACUGCUGGGCACAGGUGGGCGGAACUUGCGGGUGGCACUGCUGGGCACCGAUCAUCAGGGCACUGAUCAUCAGUGCCCUGAUGAUCGGUGCCAAUCCUCGCUCUGACAACUGCCGGUUCUCGGCAGUACUUUCCUCACGAUCUGACAGCGUGAGGAAAGUGCAGCCGAGAACCGGCACUUGC